CAAACUUUCUAAAAGCUUCUAAAGGUUUUCUACAUAAAAAGUUAAUAAUUAGAACAAGUUAUAUUGAUAAUUAAAGUGACUCAUUGUGUCAAUUAAAUUGAUUUAACAUUCACUGAAAUGGAUUGUUUUUCUUAAUAGUAAAUGUGUCUUUAUCAAAAUAAUGGCAAAAGAAUGUCCAAAUUGUGGAAAAUUAACAAAUAGUACACAAACAAGACUUGUAAAAGAUUCUUGUGGUCAUACAAAAUGUCGAAUGUGUUUAUUACAUGAAGAAUAUGGUUGUAAAUCAUGUGACAAUGAAAAGAAAAUCCAGCAAAUUGGUAGUUUUGAUUAUCCAACUCAAAGUUUUUCAAGAACAAAUGGAACAGAAACUUUAAAUUUAGAAUCAUCCAACAGUAAUACAUCAACAGAACAUGGAAAUCUAUUGGUAAAUAAAUUAACCAAUUAUGAAUUCAUACCUUGCGAUCUCUCGUCUGAAAAAGAGAGAACAGAUUUUACUGCAAAUACUGAUAAAAUUGUCUGUGAAAUUGAAAACGAAGAUGAUAAUUGGACUCUUAAGAUAGACGAAGAAAAUAAAAAUAAUACUGAAAUUUUAUCCCCGAAAAAGGAUAAUAAUCCAAAUAAUGAAGAUAGUGAAAGAGAGAAAGCUUUAAAAAAUAAACGAAAACUUAUAGAUCGUAGUCAUAUAUCAAUUAUAUCUGGUUCCCCAGAAAGAUAUAAAUGUGAUGCAUGUGGAAAAAUUUUUAGAAGUAAAAAAGGAACAUGCUAUCAUGAUUCUUGUGUAACAGGAAUUCGACCAUAUCAAUGCACAUUGUGUAACAGAAGUUUUGUGAAGCGAUCUCAUUUUGAAUAUCACGAAAGAACUCACACUGGAUAUAAACCAUUUAAAUGCACUCUUUGCGACAAAGCUUUUAUUCAAAAUAAUAAACUUAAUCGUCACAUGUUAUCACACAGUAAAUUGAAACCUUUUACAUGCAACAAUUGUGGAAAGUCUUACCGAAAGAAGGAUGACCUUAAAUAUCAUAUGACUAUUCAUUCCCAAACAGCACCAACUCCUUUUCAGUGUAAAAUAUGCGGAAAGACAUUCAGAGUUUCAUCGAAUUUAAAACGACAUAUUCUCAUUCAUUCUAACGAUCGACCUCAUGUUUGUGAACAAUGCAAUAAAGGCUUUAAAGAUAAGUCUCUAUUAAAGCGCCAUAAACGAAUUCAUGAGAAAGAAAGACCAUUUUCCUGCGCUCAUUGUUCAAGAUUAUUUCUAUCAAAAUGUGAAUUAAGACGACACAUGACAACACAUUCAAGUGAAAAACCAUUUUCUUGCCAAUUUUGUAAAACAGAUUUCCGACGAAAGGACAAUUUAAAUCGUCAUAUAAGACAUCAUCAUUUAGAUGAUAAUAUCGCAUGUGAAAAUAAUUCCUUGAGUGGUGAAACAAAGCAAAAAGCUUCUUUAAAACAAAAAACAAAGAAAUCGAAAAAAUCCUCUACCACUUCGUUAAAUGGGAAAAAUUUGAAAAAAGAAUCCACAGACUUUACAAAUUCGCUGAAUCAAAUAAAUUCUCGACUUGAUUCAAUGGGAAAUAUUACUCCAGUUAUUCGAACUACCGGUGAACUUAGCAAUGCAGUUCCUGUUAUAAAUGGACCAAUUAGCAUAAAAAAAUUUGUGGAAAAUACAGAAACACGUAAAAAAACAUUCACCUAUAUUGAGCCUAUACCAUUGGCUGAAGCAGUUGUUAUAAACAAAAGAAUUGAAGAAAAAUUAUAUCAACAAAAUGCAAGUAACAAUUAUUUUUUUCGUAAUUAUUCCACUUCAAGUAGAUCUAAUAGUUUAAUUCACAAUCAAAAAAGUGAUAAUGAAAAAACUAAUCAAUCGGAAAAAAAUUGUGUCAAAUUAAAAAUGAAAGAUUCAUUAGUAAAUAAUGAAUUUGAUUCUAAAAAUUCACGUUUAGAUAAAGGACAAAUUAAUUUGGAACAAAAAUUUAAUUUAUCACAAAUAAUAAAUAAAAAUUCUAAUAUCGAUUUACGUAAUUUGCACGCGAAAAAUACAAUUUUAAAUAAUGAAAAAGUCUCAGAUUCAAGAAUUGAAAACGAGCAUUCAAAUUAUGUAUCUACAAUAAAGCACAUUAUACAUUCAGAGAGUCAAAUUGAAUCCAGUGGCUCUUGUGAAAAAAAUUCUGAUGUGAAAGAAUUGCAAAAAACGUACAGCACAUAUUGGAGACGCAGAACUGCUGAAACGUUAAAACCAAAUUCUAAAUAAAGAUAUAGAAUUUAAAUUAAAUAAAUUUAAAAAUAAAUUUUUAAAUUAAUUAUCUUUUUAAAAGUAUUUCUUAAUUUAUUAUUUUACAAAUUAACGAAUAUAUUGCUUGCUAUUUAAAACUUAUAUUAUUUUAAGUUGAAUUUAAUUUAGAAAUAAUUUAGAAAAUGUAAUUUUUCUAAUGAAAUGUAUAUAAUGGAUUUUUAGAAAUCACGCAAGGCGUAAUUUUUUACUGCAAUUAAAGUGUUUUAAUGUUGAAAAAUAAUAGUUGUUGAAUUAUUAAACUUGACUCCUUGGAACACUAAAUGCUUCUUGUAGAUAGAAAAAUGAAAAAAUUAAUUAUAUUUAUUUAUUGGGAAAUAACAUUAGGAUAGAUUAGUAGAAAAUUAUAAGAUGAAAAUAACAAAACACGUCAAUUUAUUACAAGUAAUUUUAUCGUUUUAUAUUUAUUUCACUUCUUCAUCAUUCGGGAUUACAUUGUGACAUUGAUAUGAAUAUGAGAAGUGUAGAUGUAAACUCAUAAGUGCUCGUGCUGUGUAAUCGCAUUAUUACUAAUUUCUAUAUAUUAUCUAAUUGUAGGCAUCAUGACGAAAGUUCUUUCAUUUUUUUUUUAUAUAUAAUAAUAAAAAGUCUGUAACGGCAGUGAAAACAUUCGCUUAAGUUGUACAAUAUAUCAAAUCGAUCACUUUUAUUUUCUUCGAAUUUAAAGAAUUAUUAUCUUGCACAACAUGUUUCAAGUGUUCCGCAUUUAUUUUUGUUUUAAUUCAUUUUUAUGUACAUUCGAUAAAAUUCGCUAAACCUUUUUACUCAAAACUAAACUACCGAUUCUAAUCGCAAAAAGGGAUUAAUUGAAGAAAUUGAUUUUUUUUUUUUGCUUUCUCACAUUUAAAAAAAAAAUAAUAAGCGCUGAUUACAUUCAAAGCUACAAUUUCAUACAGAGAUGCAGCUACGGCUGUGAAAAGCAGUUCUUUCGAAAUAUAUCAGACUUGAAUAUAAUAUAUAUUAUAUAUAAUGUAAAAAUCUUUGAAAUAUUGUCAUAAAAAAUUUUCAUUUCGAGCGUAAAUUUAAAAUAACGUUGAUUUAGAUUUUUUUUAAAUUGAACAUAAGAAAAUGUGAAAAGUCCAAACAAGGUCUUUUUUUAAUUUUUUCUUUUUUCUAACAAAAUUUAUAAAAAAUUUACUUCUACAGAAAUUUUUUGCAUAAAAUAUAUCUUUUUACCCAAAUUUCUAUAACAGUAGUACUUAACAUAUAUUUUUUUUUUUUUUUAACCAGAAUUCAAUUAUAAAAAAAUAACUGGACUUCUCACAGACGGGUUACCCUCUUAAUAUAACAUUUGAUAACUUCUUAAAUAGAAAUAUAUAAACAAAAAGACAUUUUUUUUUAUAUCAACUAGAGAGCGUGAUUCGUUUUUU
Messenger RNA from Leptopilina boulardi, 3657 nucleotides. Its product is annotated as zinc finger protein 37. The transcript is spliced from 7 exons. The coding region runs from base 161 to 2248 and encodes 695 amino acids. The record is from RefSeq and is a predicted model, not a curated record. Lineage: Eukaryota; Metazoa; Arthropoda; Insecta; Hymenoptera; Figitidae.